Molecule: messenger RNA, 1000 nt
Organism: Protobothrops mucrosquamatus (brown spotted pit viper)
Lineage: Eukaryota; Metazoa; Chordata; Lepidosauria; Squamata; Viperidae
Product: inter-alpha-trypsin inhibitor heavy chain H2-like
Exons: 7
Source: RefSeq, a predicted model, not a curated record
AUGGUCAAGUGCGAAAAAUGGGUGACUGUGGAAGCUAUGAAGACCAUCCUGGGUGACCUCCGAUCCGAUGACCAGUUUUCUAUCCUGGACUUCAACCACAAUGUCCGUUGCUGGAGAGAUAAUUUGGUUCAAGCCUCCAAAAUGCAGAUAGAUGCAGCCACGAAUUACGUUGAGGGAAUCCACCCCAAUGGAGGAACCAACAUCAACGAUGCCCUUCUCCGGGCCAUCUUUAUUUUAAAUGAAGCCAACACUUUGGGGAUGCUAGAUCCAAGUUCUGUCUCCAUGAUAAUACUGGUUUCAGACGGAGACCCAACUGUCGGAGAACUAAAGCUGCCAACGAUUCAGAAAAACGUGAAGAAGCAUAUCCAGAAUGACAUCUCCUUGUUCUGUCUUGGAAUCGGCUUUGAUGUGGACUAUGAUUUUCUGAAGAGGUUGGCGACUGAAAACAAUGGAGCCGCGCAACGGAUCUUUGGGAAUCAAGAGACCUCUUCCCAAAUGAAGAAAUUCUACAACCAGGUUUCCACCCCACUUCUCAAAAAACUGGAGUUCAACUAUCCCGAAGGAGUCGUGUCCGAUGUAACCCAGAGCACCUUCCAGAACUAUUUUGGAGGGUCAGAGAUUGUGGUAUCGGGAAAAGUCGACACUGAAAAUGUGCAGCAUUUACAGAGUGUGAUAACAGCCACAGCAUCCAAUGCACAACUGAUCUUGGAGAUUCUGGCAGAUGUUGAGGGACUGGAUGACUUCCUGAGCAAGAAUAAAAACGCCGAUCCCAAAUUCACGGAAAAGUUGUGGGCCUACUUGACCGUCAACCAACUCAUGGCUGAAAGAAACGUGGCUCCCACCGCCUCCUUGAAAAGAAACAUCACCAAGGCCAUCUUGCAGAUGUCGCUGGACCAUCACAUCGUGACCCCCUACACAGCUAUGCUCAUUGAGAACCCAGAUGGGGAGGAGCUGAUGCUGGCCGACUCCCCGCAGGACCGCAAGAGGGCCUGCUGUCCAG